Molecule: messenger RNA, 456 nt
Organism: Ostreobium quekettii
Lineage: Eukaryota; Viridiplantae; Chlorophyta; Ulvophyceae; Bryopsidales; Ostreobiaceae
Source: the annotation of a GenBank genome assembly
AUGUCUGGUGACAAGCGCGACCACAGGGGGCCGGUGGUCGACCCCGCGGGGGGCAGGGCGCCGGGCGGGCCCCCGCGCGGGAUCGGAGGGCCAAGAGGGGGUGGCGGGGGGGCGGGGGACGGCGGGCCCAGGUGGAGAUCGGCACAGGCCGCCGGCCCGGCGGCAUGGGUGAUGUCGGGGCUCGGGGCCGGCGGCCGGCCACUGGCCAAGGUGCCGUCGUUCGAGGACCUGAUGCCCGCGGAGCUGAGGCAGAACAGGGCGUCCAGGGCGCAGCAGAAGAACGAGGCCAUGGCGAGGUCUGCACAAGCCGGCCCAACUGGGAGCUCCCAGGCGGGCGGCCGCGCCGGCGCGGCGCAGCCAGGGGUGUCGAGGCAGGGAAUGGGUGCUGGGUUGCCUCAUUGGCAGCAGUCUGAGCAGGUGAUCGUUGGUUGUGUGGGCGAUCUGGCGGCAACCUGA